AUGUUCCCAUCCUCGCCUUGGUCCCUUUGGGCUGUGGCCGUACCGGUGCUUGUCUACUUCAUCAAUCGAAUCUUCCUCCGUCGAGACGAUCGCUACAGGUUACCUCCUGGGCCACCAGGACUCCCUCUUGUGGGAAAUAUCCGAGAUCUACCCCCCGCCGGCGUGCCGGAAUUCCUACACUGGGUGAAGCACAAGGAUCAAUAUGGGCCGAUUAGCUCUGUGACCAUCAUGGGGAUGACGCUCAUAAUAGUGAACGACAGAGACAUGGCCCACGAAAUGUUGGACAAAACGGCUAGCAAGACUUCGGGCCGGCCAGACUCCAUCUUUGCAAACAAAAUGUGCGGUUAUGAAUCGAUUAUACUUUGCAAGGGGUACAACAAAACUUUCAGAUUCUACCGCAAGCUUCUGCACCAGGAACUGGGCACAAUAACUUCAGCUGCCCAAUUUCGCGGUAUUCAGGAACUGGAAAUGAAGCGACAGCUUAUUAGGACACUGAGAGCACCUAAAAAAUUAUUGGACCACUACAGAACGUCCGCCGCUGCCACCAUCUUGAAGAUGGCAUACGGCUAUACACUUGAGCCACACAAGCCUGAUUAUCUGGUAGAAUUAGCUGACCGCGUGCUGAGUGAAUUCUCCCAAGCGGCGGUACCAAUGUCCUGGGCAGUUGAUAUUCUGCCCUUUCUUCAGUAUUUACCGAAAUGGACGCCUGGUGCAGGAUUCAUAAGCAAGGCCCGUGUAAUGAGGAGAAGGCUUGAGACUGCCGCAGAGCUGCCAUAUCGGUUUGUCCAGCACCAGAUGACGGCCAAGAACCACCAGCCCUCCUACGUUUCGAAAUUGAUAGAGUAUUUCACUCAAUCUUAUGGAGAUUCGCCAAGCCCGGGUUCAGCUGAUGAGGAUGCAAUCAUGUGGACGGCUAUGAGUCUUUAUGGCGCCGCGUCUGACACGACCGUGAUAACACUCACGGUAUUUACGGCCGCCAUGAUUCUCUACCCGGACGUGCAGCGAAAAGCUCAAGAUGAAAUCGAUCGAGUGGUCGGUUUCGGUAAACUACCGACAUUUGAGGACCGCGACAAGCUUCCAUACGUCAACGCCUUGAUCAAGGAAGCCGCCAGGUGGUGGCCCAUCACCCCGCUGGGGUUUCCGCAUGUUGUCGAUAGCGACUUUGACUACAAUGGCUUCCGUAUCCCCAAAGGGGCAACCAUACUCCCGUCUGUCUAUUGGUUUCUGCAUGAUCCUCAGGUGUAUCAUGAGCCAGAGACCUUUGAACCUGAACGCUUUUUGGCCCCACGAAACGAACCCGACCCCGCAUCUGAUGUGUUUGGCUAUGGAAGGAGGAUCUGUCCCGGACGAUUUUUCGCGGAUUCAAGCUUGUACAUCAACAUUGUGCAGUCUCUGUCCAUGUUCGAUUUCAGACAUGCCGUGGGUGACGACGGAAAGGAAGUCAGCAUCAGUCUAGAACCUCAGCCCGGGAUCUUGACACAUCCGAACAAGUUCCAGUAUCUAAUAACUCCCCGGAGUCGCCAGCAUAUCGACUUGAUCAAUCAAAUUGAGGUGGACACUCCAUGGGAGCCAAGUGAUGCCGAGCAUCUUCAGAGCGCUGCCAUACAAUGA
Clonostachys rhizophaga is the source of this 1611-nucleotide messenger RNA. NCBI's taxonomy places the organism in Eukaryota, Fungi, Ascomycota, Sordariomycetes, Hypocreales, Bionectriaceae. The record is from the annotation of a GenBank genome assembly.